AUGGUUGGCUCACGAGUAUACGUUGGUGGUUUACCCCGUGAUACACGGGAACGUGAUUUAGAACGGUUCUUCAAAGGCUACGGAAGGUUAUGUGACAUCAUGAUUAAAAACGGCUAUGCUUUCGUGGAAUUCGAGGACCAUCGAGAUGCGGACGAUGCCGUCUAUGAAUUGGACGGUAAAGAUUUAUUGGACGAGAGAGUGUCCGUUGAGCUAGCUAGAGGAAAACCCCGUGGAGGCGACGUACGACGGGGAGGGCGCUCUGAAAACGUCCGGGGUGGAUCUCGUUACGGGCCUCUUAGAAGGUCCAAGUAUCGUGUAAUUGUGAAGAAUGUCUCAUCAAGAGUGAGCUGGCAACAUUUGAAAGCCUACCUUCGUCAAGCCGGGGAAGUCAUCUAUGCCGACACUCAUCGACCAAGGAAAAAUGAAGGAAUUGUGGAGUUCAAAUCGAGGAGAGAUAUGGAGAAGGCGAUUGAUAAAAUGGAUGACACCGAAUUAAAUGGCCGUCGUAUUCGGUUAAUAGAGAACGACGGUGACCGCAACAAUCGUGGACGUUCGAUAGACAGCCGCUCCCGAUCACGAUCCCGUCGUCGUUCUCGAUCACGAUCUGACAGUUCUUAUCGCACUCGCUCAGAAUCAAGGAGCAGAUCGGUAUCGCCGAAAAAACGACACUGUGAUCGACAGAAACGUUAUCGUGAAAGGUCUCGUUCGCGCUCCCGAUCGCUCAAUGGCGAUGCGAAGAAAUAUUGUUCUCGAUCUCGUUCGGAGUCGGAACGUCGAUCUCGCCCGCGGUCCGACUCGAAAGACAACAAAUCACGCUCUCGUUCGCGUUCCAAGGAUUCGGCCCGCUCCCGUUCACGUUCCAAAUCGGAACGUCGUUCGUACAGUCGAUCGAAAUCGAGAGACAAUAAAGGUCGUUCCCGUUCGAAGUCUUACUCACGCUCGCUCUCUCGAUCCUCUUCGCGGUCCAACUCAGGCUCUAGAACUCGAUCUGUAUCAAGAGAUGACAAGAAUUGUUCCCGUCACAGGGUACAUACAAAGUUUAGAGGAGAGGAUAUUACAUAG
Molecule: messenger RNA, 1062 nt
Organism: Toxorhynchites rutilus septentrionalis
Lineage: Eukaryota; Metazoa; Arthropoda; Insecta; Diptera; Culicidae
Product: serine/arginine-rich splicing factor 5-like
Exons: 2
Coding region: 1-1062 (353 amino acids)
Biological process (GO): alternative mRNA splicing, via spliceosome; mRNA splice site recognition
Cellular component (GO): nucleus; cytoplasm; ribonucleoprotein complex
Molecular function (GO): mRNA binding
Source: RefSeq, a predicted model, not a curated record